AUGGACAUCGCUGACAACUGCCUGUCCCUCUGUCCCUCUCAUUUCUAUCCUGCAACUCCAUGUACACCUUCACCGUACUACCUUUGCUCCGCCGCUGCAUAUCUGCCCCUGCCCCAUCACCAGAUCGUCACUGCCGAACACGAGCGAGAGCAUCAAGAUGCGACAGUCGUCGGAGGACUCAAAGGGGCUGCCAUAGCAGCAAGUAUCAUCGCCCCCUUCCAUCUCGCCAUGAGAAAGUACUCCACAGCCUAUAGAGCCAUUCCGACUCCUCUAAAAGCAUUUGGUUUCGUCACGGUUGGUGUCUUCACCAUCAACUUUGCGGCCGAAAAGUCUGGAGAAGCAUACGAUCAAUCUCAAUGGUCAGGCGCAGGUCAGAACUCCAUCGAUGCGAAGACAAAAGCUAGAGAUGCACAGUGGGAGCAGAUGGGAAUGUUGGAGAAGGCUGGGGACUUUGCGAUUCGUUGGAAAUUCCCAUUGAUCGUCGGAUCAUGGGCCGGUGUUCUCGGUGGUUCAUACCUCUGGAUAUCUCGGAAUAAAGCCAUGACUGUGCCACAGCGUCUCGUUCAAGCACGUAUCUAUGCUCAAGCUUGGAGCAUCUUGUGUGUCAUUGCGGCUCUAGCACCGAUCGGAACGGCAAACGAUAAGAAUGGACGAGCAAUAUCCCAUCACCACCCUGCAGAGGAUCACUCAUGGAAGGAUAUCAUUGCCCAGAACGAAGCUGCUGCCAAAGUCGAAGCUGAGAGACGAUCUCAAGAGUCUGAUCCAACGGCCGUUCUUCGGGCCAAAAAGGUACCGGUGGCGCAAUAG
Kockovaella imperatae is the source of this 807-nucleotide messenger RNA. RefSeq lists its product as hypothetical. Bases 1 to 807 code for a protein of 268 amino acids. NCBI's taxonomy places the organism in Eukaryota, Fungi, Basidiomycota, Tremellomycetes, Tremellales, Cuniculitremaceae. The transcript is spliced from 6 exons. The record is from RefSeq and is a predicted model, not a curated record.